GUGUCAUGGUCCGGGCGGCGGUGUGGCUAGGAUUCCCUGAUUUUGUUCAGACCAUGAAUGUGGGGAACGGGACGGACAUCUGGCCUGCCGCCUUCUGCGUGGGGAGUGCGGUGUGGAUCCAGCUGCUCUACAGCACCUGCUUCUGGUGGCUGUUCUGCUACGCGGUGGACGCCUACCUGGUGAUCCGGAGGUCGUCGGGACUGAGCAUCAUCCUGCUUUACCACCUCAUGGCCUGGGGCCUGGCAGUGCUGCUCGGCGCCGAGGGGCUGCUCAUGCUCUACCACCCGUCCCUGUCCAGGUGCGAGCGGGGCUUGGAGCAUGCCAUCCCGCACUACAUCAGCGCCUACCUGCCGCUGCUGCUCGUCCUGCUGGCCAACCCCAUCCUGUUCGGCAAGACGGUGACAGCAGUGGCCUCGUUACUAAAAGGGAGACAAGGCGUCUACACGGAGAAGGAGAGGCGGAUGGGAGCCAUGAUCAAGACCCGAUUCUUCAAAAUCAUGCUGGUUGUCGUUGUCUGUUGGUUGUCGAACAUCAUCAAUGAAAGCCUUCUCUUCUAUCUGGAGAUGCAACCGGACAUCAACGGAGGCGCUUUGAAAUAUGUCAGAAAUGCGGCCAAGACCACGUGGUUUAUUAUGGGCAUACUGAAUCCCGCCCAAGGGUUCCUCUUGUCGCUGGCCUUCUACGGCUGGACCGGAUGCCGCCUGGACUUGCAGUCUCCCAGGAAGGAGAUCCAGUGGGAGCCCAUGACCAGCUCGGCCGCCGAGCGGGCCUGCCCCGCCCACCAGGGCCGCUGCACGCCUGGUGACAGCCCCGCUUCCAGGAAGGUGGCACGUGUGGGCGGGCACACGUCGGACGAGGCCCUGAGCAUGCUGUCUGGAGGGUCCGAUGCCAGCACAAUCGAAAUCCAUAUUGCAAGCGGGUCCCGCCAGGCGAACGAGGUUGAAGGUGUUCCCAAAAUCCAGGGAGACCUGUGAGAGAGAAGGGGCCCGCCCCCCAUCCUCCGACUCUACAGCCCUUGUUCCUCAGAAGUGUUCUCACCUUCCCAGCGCCUCUGUCAAGGUGUCCCUCC
Molecule: messenger RNA, 1069 nt
Organism: Myotis brandtii (Brandt's bat)
Lineage: Eukaryota; Metazoa; Chordata; Mammalia; Chiroptera; Vespertilionidae
Gene: GPR143
Product: G protein-coupled receptor 143
Exons: 8
Coding region: 6-974 (322 amino acids)
Biological process (GO): melanosome organization; regulation of calcium-mediated signaling; G protein-coupled receptor signaling pathway
Cellular component (GO): melanosome membrane; plasma membrane
Molecular function (GO): L-DOPA receptor activity; L-DOPA binding; dopamine binding
Source: RefSeq, a predicted model, not a curated record